Messenger RNA from Clupea harengus (Atlantic herring), 734 nucleotides. RefSeq names its product apolipoprotein D-like. Gene Ontology annotation, biological process: response to reactive oxygen species; lipid transport; lipid metabolic process. Gene Ontology annotation, molecular function: lipid binding. Gene Ontology annotation, cellular component: cytoplasm. NCBI's taxonomy places the organism in Eukaryota, Metazoa, Chordata, Actinopteri, Clupeiformes, Clupeidae. The record is from RefSeq and is a predicted model, not a curated record.
CAGCUCAUUGGUUGAAUGCUAGGUCCUUUGAAACAGUGGUGUAUAAAAAGCCACCCUUGAUCAGCACACAUCAUUGCACAUCCUGACUGAAAGGAACCGGGCAAAAUGAAAGUUUUAUUAAUGCUUGCUGCUCUGACUGUGGCGGUAAAUGGACAAACGUUCCAUUUUGGGUGCUGCCCUACGCCACCAGUCCAGCAAGAUUUUGAUGUUGGCAAAUAUCUUGGUAGGUGGUAUGAAAUUGCAAAGCUCCCUGCCGCAUUUGAGAGAGGGAAGUGUCCCCAAGCCAAUUAUUCUAUACUGCAGGAGGGAGUCAUCAAGGUUGUGAAUGCUGAGCUGCUGCAAGAUGGGAAGGUUGACUCCACCGAAGGGCAGGCCACAGUGACAAACCCGGGCGAACCAGCCAUCUUGGGAGUCACCUUCGAUAAUGGUGUAGCAGAUGCUCCUUACUGGGUCAUCUCCACUGACUAUGCCUCCUACUCAGUGGUGUACUCCUGCACAGACUACUACGGCAUCUUCAAUGUGGACUUCGCCUGGAUCCUUUCGCGCUCCCGAUCGUUGCCUACCAACGUAUUCUAUCAGCUGCGUGGUGAUCUGGAGUCGUAUGGUGUCAGCCUUAGUAAGAUGACUUUGUCUGACCAAAUCGGCUGUGAUGCUAUGCCUUAAGGGCAAUGCAAUAAAGCAAUGCAUUGGAGUUAUCUGUGAUCUCACCCUAAUAAAAAAUAUUUGAGCAAAAA